Messenger RNA from Nanorana parkeri, 1410 nucleotides. RefSeq names its product gastrula zinc finger protein XlCGF26.1-like. Gene Ontology annotation, biological process: regulation of transcription by RNA polymerase II. The record is from RefSeq and is a predicted model, not a curated record. Bases 1 to 1410 code for a protein of 469 amino acids. Gene Ontology annotation, cellular component: nucleus. Gene Ontology annotation, molecular function: DNA-binding transcription factor activity, RNA polymerase II-specific; RNA polymerase II transcription regulatory region sequence-specific DNA binding. The transcript has a single exon. NCBI's taxonomy places the organism in Eukaryota, Metazoa, Chordata, Amphibia, Anura, Dicroglossidae.
AUGACACAUGAGAAUUUGAAGUGUCAGGACAUUUUCAUUACAAACGCAUUUUUAAUAGUUCAGCAGAUGAUUCCUAAUGAAGAGAGACAAUUUGCGGAGAGCUUAAAACAUGAGACGCAUCUUACUGAACACCAGGGGAGUCCUACAGGAGAGAAACCAUAUAAGUGCUGUGAAUGUGACAAGAGUUUUUCAUUUAAGGUAAAUUUUAUUCAACACCAGUGGACUCACACUGGAGAUAAGCCAUUUAAGUGUUCUGAAUGUAAAAAGGGUUUUACAUCGAAGGGAACUCUUACUCAACAUCAGAUGAGUCACACUGGAGAGAAGCCAUUUGACUGCUCUGAAUGUGAAAAGGGUUUUACAUCGAUGGCAAAAUUUAUGAAACACCAGAUGGUUCACACUGGGGUGAAGCCAUUUAAGUGCUCUGAAUGUGACAAGGGUUUUACAUCGAAGGGAAAUCUUACUCAACACCAGAUGGUUCACACUGGGGUGAAGCCAUUUAAGUGCUCUGAAUGUGACAAGGGUUUUACAUCGAAGGGAAGUCUUAUGAACCACCACACGAGUCACUCUGUAGAGAAGCCAUUUAAGUGCUCUGAAUGUGAAAAGUGUUUUACAUUGAAGGGAAAUCUUAUGAAACACCAGAGGACUCACACUGGAAAGAAGCAAUUUAGGUGCUCUGAAUGUGAAAAGCGUUUUACAUCGAAGGAAAGUCUUAUUGAGCACCAGAUGAGUCACACUGGAGAGAAGCCAUUUAAGUGCCCUGAAUGUGAAAAGGGUUUUACAUCGAUGGCAAGGCUUAUGAGACACCAGAUGAGUCACACUGGAGAGAAGCCAUUUAAGUGCUCUGAAUGUGAAAAGUGUUUUACAUCGAAGGGAAAUCUUAUGAGACACCAGAUGGGUCACACUGGAGAGAAGCCAUUUAAGUGCUCUGAAUGUGAAAAAGGUUUUACAUUGAGGGCAACGCUUAUGGGACACCAGAGGACUCACACUGGAGAAAGACCAUUUAAAUGCUCAGAAUGUUAUAAGAGCUUCAUAACUAAGGAAAGCUUUGUUGAACAUCAGAGGUUCCACACAGGAGAGAAUCUAUUUAGAUGUUUAGAAUGUGACAAGUGCUUCCCACAAAAGAGCGCACUUGAGGUACACCAGAGGAUACACACAGGAGAGAGACCAUACAGGUGUUCAGAAUGUGACAAGUGCUUCUCAGAAAAGAGCAAACUUAAGGCACACCAGAGGAUGCACACAGGAGAGAAACCAUACAGGUGUUCAGAAUGUAACAAAUGUUUCAGGUUGAAGACGCAGCUUACUGUUCACUUGAGGACUCACACUGGAGUGAAACCAUUUAAAUGCCCAGUUUGUGGCAAGGGCUACGCAGAAAAGGUAUCUCUUAUAAGUCACCAGAAGAUCCACCAUUAA